CUCUGACUGCAGUGUCUUCCUGGCCUUCCAGGUGCCGGCUCAGUCUCAGCUAGACAUGUCCUGCCUCCAGGCACUGUGCUCUGGCCUUCCUCUGAGGCCUCUCCCGGAGAACCAAGGUCUCUGGGCUGGGGUGCCACAUGCCCCUGUCAGGACUCCUGGCCUCAACUUUGAGGAGAAGCAGCUGGCCCUGAGGAAUGCUCUGCGCUACUUCCCCCCGGACAUCCAGGAGCUGCUAGCUCCUGAAUUUGCCCAGGAGCUGCGACUGUAUGGGCACAUCUACAUGUACCGAUUCUGCCCCAACAUUGAAAUGAAGGCCUACCCGAUCGAGCAGUACCCCUGCCGGGUGAGAGCUGCUGCCGCCAUCAUGCACAUGAUCAUGAACAACCUAGACCCUGCAGUGGCCCAGUUUCCCCAGGAGCUGGUGACGUAUGGAGGAAAUGGGCAGGUGUUCAGCAACUGGGCUCAGUUCUGGCUGACCAUGUCCUACUUGUCGAAGAUGACAGAAGAGCAGACUCUGGUCAUGUACAGCGGGCACCCGCUGGGCCUCUUCCCCAGCAGCCCCAAUGCCCCACGGCUGGUCAUCACCAACGGGAUGGUCAUCCCCAACUACUCCUCCAGGACAGAGUAUGAGAAGCUCUUUGCCUUGGGGGUGACGAUGUACGGCCAGAUGACAGCAGGCAGCUACUGCUACAUCGGUCCGCAAGGAAUCGUCCAUGGCACUGUGCUCACCGUGUUGAAUGCUGCUCGCCGGUACCUGGGCGUCGAGGACUUGGCUGGGAAGGUCUUUGUCACCUCUGGACUUGGUGGAAUGAGUGGGGCUCAGGCUAAGGCCGCAGUCAUCACGGGGUGCAUCGGUGUGAUAGCAGAGGUGGAUAAAGCUGCCCUUGAGAAGCGCCACAAGCAAGGCUGGCUGAUGGAAGUGACUGACAGUUUGGACCACUGCAUCCAGAGACUCAGGGAAGCAAGGAAAAAGAAGGAGGUGCUCAGCCUUGGUUAUCACGGCAAUGUGGUGGAGCUUUGGGAGCGCCUGGUCCAUGUAUUGGACACAACAGGGGAGCUCUUGGUGGACCUGGGGUCUGACCAGACAUCCUGCCACAACCCGUUCAAUGGUGGCUACUACCCCGUGCAGCUCAGCUUCACCGACGCCCAGAGCCUUAUGGCCUCGGACCCCGCUGCGUUCAAGGGCCUGGUCCAGGAAAGCCUAAGGAGGCAUGUCUCAGCCAUCAACAGGCUGGCCAAAGAGAAAUUCUUCUUUUGGGAUUAUGGCAAUGCCUUCCUCUUGGAGGCCCAGAGAGCAGGAGCAGAUGUGGGGAAGAAAGGUGCCAGUAAGACGGAGUUCCGCUACCCCUCGUAUGUCCAGCACAUCAUGGGGGAUAUAUUCUCCCAGGGAUUUGGGCCUUUCCGCUGGGUAUGUACAUCAGGAGACCCCAAGGACCUGACUGUCACAGACCAGCUGGCCAUGUCUGUGCUGGAGCAGGCCAUUGCUGAUGGAGUGAAGGUGUCUGUGAAGCAGCAGUAUAUGGACAACAUCCGCUGGAUCCGGGAGGCUGCCAAGCACCAGCUGGUGGUGGGUUCCCAGGCAAGGAUCCUGUACUCGGACCAGAAGGGCCGUGUGGCCAUCGCAGUGGCCAUUAACCAGGCCAUUGCCCGAGGGAAGAUCAAGGCGCCAGUGGUCCUGAGCCGAGACCACCAUGAUGUGAGUGGCACUGACAGCCCAUUCAGAGAGACCUCCAACAUCUAUGAUGGCUCUGCCUUCUGUGCAGACAUGGCCGUGCAGAACUUCGUGGGAGAUGCCUGCCGUGGGGCCACCUGGGUCGCACUUCACAACGGAGGGGGCGUGGGCUGGGGUGAAGUGAUUAAUGGGGGAUUUGGCCUCGUGCUGGAUGGUACCCCAGAGGCUGAACAAAAAGCCAGGAUGAUGCUCAGCUGGGAUGUCUCCAAUGGCGUGGCCCGGCGCUGCUGGUCUGGGAACCAGAAGGCCUACGACAUCAUCUGCCAGACGAUGCAGGAGAACAAUGGCCUGGUGGUGACGCUCCCCCAUGAGGUUGGGGACAAGCUUGUGCUCCAGCAGGCCCUGCAGCUCUGAGAGGGGGCCAGAGCCAAGAGCCCUGGCUGCGGCCCCAGCAGCACCUCCUCCCUGGCCGGCUCACCUCCAGCCACAGUGCACCUUCCCACCUGCACACUUUCACUGCCCGGGCUUUGCACGGCCCUCAUGGUUGCCCUGGGUGGGGUGCUCCUGACAGUCCCAUUUCACAGAUGAGCCAGCAGAGGCCCAGAGAGGUGAAGCCCUUUGUCCAUCAUUCCUGCUUGCCUGGGAGCCUAGGGAGCUAGUGAUAGUGUUAUUUAGUCCUGAGUCCUCAAGCCUCCUGUGGGGGCGCCAGCUGAGCUAGAGACCAACUAGCCCCCUCCCAAGCCCGCUGGAGUUCUCUCUGGCCAGGUUUUGUCACUUGGUUGGCCUUGUGGUUGGCUUUCACCCUUUAUGCAACUCUACUUGCCUGUGCAAGUAUUAUUACUUUCUGUACCUUGGUGCCCCAGGAAGGGCAGGUGGGAAUAAAGGAUUAAACGGA
Messenger RNA from Otolemur garnettii (small-eared galago), 2567 nucleotides. It is a transcript of the gene UROC1, whose product is annotated as urocanate hydratase 1. Bases 56 to 2086 code for a protein of 676 amino acids. Lineage: Eukaryota; Metazoa; Chordata; Mammalia; Primates; Galagidae. Gene Ontology annotation, molecular function: urocanate hydratase activity. The record is from RefSeq and is a predicted model, not a curated record. The transcript is spliced from 20 exons. Gene Ontology annotation, biological process: L-histidine catabolic process.